Varroa destructor (honeybee mite) is the source of this 7177-nucleotide messenger RNA. Its product is annotated as frequenin-1-like. The record is from RefSeq and is a predicted model, not a curated record. Gene Ontology annotation, molecular function: calcium sensitive guanylate cyclase activator activity; calcium ion binding. NCBI's taxonomy places the organism in Eukaryota, Metazoa, Arthropoda, Arachnida, Mesostigmata, Varroidae.
CAUAGCCUUGCCUAUUUUUGCUUUAUGUUCUGCUAACUUUUGAGCUGCUGAUAUUGUGAAUGGAGAGCGUCGCGAUUAUUUCGAAAAUGACCAGUAAAAAUCGACAAAAAUCUGAUCUCGGCUUACGGAGGUCUUAUAUAUAUAUAUAUAUAUACAUAUAUAUAUAUUCAUGCUGCUUGAGUUAUCUAUACAACUGUGAAGAUUUGACUUGGCGCAUUGCAUGUCCAAGCAACGUAUCUGGGCCAAGUCGCCAAAUUUUAAAAAAUCAUUUACUGCGACGCAUAUCGGUGCAAGUGACCAUACACACAGAACAACUAGGACCUUUGCAGACAACGUCAUUUCGGAUAGAAGUACCUGUUUUAAUUCGGUAACUUGCGUCAGGCGAGCCGGAAUAUCGUGGCAGUACAUUUGAAACGCUGUUCCCUUAGGUCUUUAUUUAGAAACUGUGUACUUGUCAAGUAUGUAUUAGUUAGCAGACCGAACGUGGCUAGCUACAUAUUGAGAGGCUAGAGAGUCUCGCCGAUAUGCCUUUCUCACGAAUGCGAUGAAUGACGUAGACUUAGCCAGCGAAUCCCAAGUAAGGGAACAUGGUCUCGCCUCGCGCUUUUACCGUAUCAUAAGAGUCGAUCUAUCGACCAGCGUCAUACAUACGUGUCUCAUACUUGAAAAAUUCAGAUUCGCAGUAGCCGUGCUCAAAAUGUAAAAGAAAACGAGCAAACUGACAUCAAUUGUUGAUUAUAUAAAUAGUUAUAACAUUUGAAAAUACGGUGGAAAAGCUUUCCUGUUACGAAUAUUGCUUUGGUGAAUGAAAGCGGAACGCCGAAGUUACUGACUCAUUGUGCAACAGUGAAACUUGCCGAGAGGAACUCGCGAUAGCUGUUCAAAUUAGAUGAUUUAUCUUAUGGCUAGCAACGACAGUCACUUUACGUGCGUAAGAGCGGACCGCUUUUAAAUCAAUCUAAGUAAUCCUUGACGUUUAGCUGCAAGACAUAAACAGCAAGUAUUAUGCAGCUUCUUCAAUAUAGCCGUUUGCCAGCUUCCAUCAAUCACUAUUCGUCAAGCAAAAGAGGAUCAUUAGUCCGCCAAUGAAGUCAAUAGAGUCCGCCAAACGUUGACUACUUAGAAAGCACAGGAGAUGCGAACGACGAGAAUCUGUGGCCGUCCUGUGUCACCUUUCUUGACUAUUUUCAGAAUUUAUUGGUACAAAAAUCGUCCGACGCCAGACUGUGAUUCAGGACUGUCUGUUUAUCUAUCUAAACGUCCGCCCUACCUCAAAAUGCGAUUCCAAGGGCCAGACUCAUGCCGUUCGUGGGCCGCUGCGUGUCUAGCGGGACUCACGCAAAUUCCCGUUCUUUUCUCGCUGAAGACUAUGGGCGUUACCUUUGUCGGUCUUCUAUCGGAGUGGCAGUUCUCUCGCCACGAGGCUUCCUGGCCUCUGACUUUACUUACCGCUUCUUCUCAAAUUUGCGGUCCAGCGCUUCAGUUACUUCAACGUGUCAUACCAGUGUCGGCCCUGCUUCCUCUGUCCUGCCUUGCCAGUUCCAUAUCACUAAUGUUGAGUUACUUCGCUAAAAACCUGACCCAUAUAUCAAUCGUUCUUGCUUUCCACGGUUUCUGCCUCGCAGCCAUUUACGUAUUUUCCACGCUCUUACUCAUGCAGCACUUUAAAAAAAGAAGAACAGCUGCAAACGCGGUGACGUCCACUAUAUCGACCGGAGCGACAAUUUUUGCGCCGAAUGCGAUGCAGGCUCUUAUUACGUCCUAUGGUGUUCGCAAUGCCCUCCUGAUCACCGGAGUAUUUGGCCUAGGGGCCGUCCCGUUCUCGUUGGGUCUCCGGACACCUCGGUGGUAUUCCCCACAGUGCGAAACUUCCGGAAGAGUUAACAGAAAUCUUUCUACCGAAGUUGAAGCUGGUGAUAUAAUGGACGCCGAAAAAGAACGAUUUGCCUCAGACGAGAUCUCUUCCCCUCGUUCUAGACGCAGUAUGACAGCCUCUUCGACGCGUCAGCACCCUUACAUGCUCACCCCACGUUUCAUCGUGCAUGUAAUUUCGGUGACGAUAACCUACAACGUAAUGAAUUUGUUCUUGCUCCUUGCGUACGAUCACGCGCUAAAUAUAGGUAUCCCCGAAUCAUCGGCCCUGUAUGUCCUGCCAACGUACUGUUGCGGCGACCUGCUAGCAAGAUUCGUCUCUGGCAUCGCUAUAGAUGCUAACUUAAUUUCAUGGCAGAGUGCUCUGGCUUUUAGCUACACGGUUGAGGCCAUCUGUCUGGUUUUCUUGGUGACGAACUCCCUCUCAGUCGUGUUCAUCGUACUUUCAUUUGUAGUGGGCUGUACCUGUGGCGCCAAAGUUACCCUAGUUCCUGUACAGUUGGUCAACGAUUUCGGCCUAAAUCAUCUUGUUCCUACUACUGGCGUCGCGCUAUUCGUCUGCGGAUGCGUCACGAUUGCUCGUCCCUGGCUUGUCGGAUACUUUGGCGAUGUCCAAAGAAGUUACAAUGGCUUGUUUCUUCUCGUUGCAUUUUGUUGCGCUCUUUGCUCAAGUUACUGGAUGAGCAGAGUUACACGUCUAGCCCGAACAAAUUUUUCUAGGCAAUCUACCGUGGCGCAAAACGACAGCCAAGCCCAAAAUGCGUAGCGAACUCUGAACUACCAUGGCGGAUAUUUAUGGCACGGAUCGAGCUCAGGCGAUUCGAAUUUACUGUACAUUCUACACACCUAUAAAUGCGUUUCUAUUAUUCCGAGCUUAAUUUAUGAUGGAACUAAAUAUCCAACGAUGUAUUAAGUUCCGAGAUUUUCAUUUGAGUAGUAUUAACUGUUCGCGGCCAUCCUUCGCCAGCGUAUUGAUUCAGUUUUCAGAAUUGAGAUGGGCAAUUAUCGAUGUCGCCCACAAUAUCUCGAGAACAGGGUCAGGCCAUUGACCAUGGGCUGUAGUUGGCGACGUGGUAGGCUUGAACAACGACACCUAAUAGACGUACGCAGCUCGCAUCGGCCAAAGCCUAACACACACCGGCUGUCCGACUCAGCCUUCGGCCGACAUCUUCAUUGUUAAAAAGAUCAAUUUCAGAGAAUUGGAACAAUCCUGUGUCUUGAUUUGUGGCGACUGUCCUCAUGGAACAGAAAACAAUGAUUAUAACAACAACUUCUGCUUGUUUUUGAAAAACAAACAUAAGACGAAAUAGAAUGUGUAACACUGCGUUGUACUGCAAAAUGGAUUACAAUUCAAGCAGCUAAUGAUUGCAGAACCGUAGACUAUACCAUGUAGUUUGUUGUCUUUUGGUGCGAUCGCCUCCGUGGACUGGCGGCUACCCCCAAAAAAAAGCCCCUCUCAACUAUGCGACGGUACAACCACAGGGAGGACUCUACGAUUCCGUACGAAUGUAAUGGUGCCAGGACUAGCAGUGGUAGCAAUCGAUACGGUCGAACCUAUAAUGCCAACACGUCCACGGAAAGGUUGAACAUUAGAAGCGAUUCUGGAAUCCGUUACGUUGGCUUCUGCGUUCGCAAAACGCUCAGCUAUCGUUGGCGACAGCGUUACGUUCCUAACGCAUAUAACGCUCGGAAAGCCGCUACCUGCGAAAAGAUUAGAUGUCGGUCAAAAGGGGAAUAUUUAAUUGCUGUUCAACACAAGCAGUACUACACUUCAUGAACAUAUCGAUACAGGAAAGGCGCGCGGCUAAGGAGAGAUCCCUACGAAUCACUGAAUGGCAACUUGGUCCUAAUAAGUCAAGUGCGUCUGAGUGCAGGAAAAAGGACUACUAAAUUGGAUAAUUUUUUUGUUCCACAAAGGCUCGCAGUCGCCAAACGCAUGGUAGCUCGACCAAUCAGUCGGUCCAAACGUCUUUGAUGCGACACGUUCGUCGAAAAUUCCUAUUAGUCUAUAACGCGGACCAUAAGGAAAGUCCAGCCGCAGUUGUUUAAGCAAAAGGUAGGUACGUGAGGCACGGGAUACGUCGCCGCCAGUCUCCUCUUGGGACUGAUGACUGCGAAAAAGGAUAGAACGGUCGGGUAGCAAUUUCAGCGUGGAAUGUGGAAAGGAGAAGCGCAGAGAAAUACUAGUAGUAGUGGAAACGGGCGCACUCUUCGCUGGACGACGACAACGACUCCGAUGGAAUACAGACGAUGGACAGUGACUGCCAUGCGGGGACGGCCGAUGGAAUGACAGCUAUUAAAGCGACAGCGGAUGACUAACAAAAGCUAAUUCAAGUAGCCAGAUAGCAGGAAGCCGCGUUAGCGAAAAGAGGAGCUGCUCUUGGUCUCACACUGCUGCCCUCCUCGAACUCUAAGUGAAAAAGCAGACGAAUAGUGGUGAACCCAGCUGUCGACGAACUGUCAAGGGGAGUCCGUAAUGGUGGGAUGGUGUUUUCCAGAACGGGACUCCCGGGAAAGACGGCGUUAGAUAUGAGGUGGAACAGAAGUAAGGACACGACUGUGAAGACAACGGCGCGACGGAAGACACGUUCUACUAGUUAAACAAUGCGUGUUAGUGGCGAUGUCUAUCACAGCUAUUCAUCACCCACUCACCCAGCCAGUCAUCGGCCUAUGAUAAACACUAGCAGGACAUCCACUGACACACAGGUCACUACGUUGCUACAUGCGCUAAGGCCGGCAGGCCUAUUGGUCCUUCUGCUGCAGCAGUAAAAGGAGACUGGAUGAGUAGUAAAAAACAAUUGAAAGAAACAAAGAGCUGGCGGAGUACAUAUGGCAAAAUACAUAUAGGAACCAUCUUUGUUAUGUGACAAGCACAAAUUAAGUACGCUUAUUGUACUAACUACACGAUCUGCAGCCCUGGCUAAGCAUUUUUUUAAAAUAAUUAUGAAAUUAUUAUUACUGCCGUAUGGACAUACAUAAGGGUAGCUUAUUUUAGUUGUGCAUUAUUCAAGUUAUCGUCGUUAAUCGUGUUAGAAACGAAAAUCAUUCAUUAACCUGAUCUUCUACUAAUCUGUCACUGAAUUUAACUAUCUUCGAAGUGAUUAAAUAGUUACUAUAUCGAGAGUAAAAUGUGCUUGUUUUUUGCAAUUGCGGUGCAGCGUGGGAAUCUCGCAGCAUAUCCUUAAUCCAAGUGACCUACAGAGACCUACUGGAGUGUACAGGACGCCGAGUUGGCUUGGUUCUGGCUACCUAGCGUGACCUGAGACCGACAAACAUACGAAUCCACAAAUUAAUUUCAACCUACGUCAGUCUCAUUAGAGUGGAAGCUAUAUCGAGGCGCUGAAGCUCUUCGGGAAACAAGCACCGAACGUGCAACCAGGAAAUGUUGAUUACGGGAACUUACGCAGCACGUACUAAAACUAACGAGCAUAGCGCCAAAACCUGGACGGUGUUAGGUUGCUAACAACUGUUCACCACCAAAAAGAUGACCGUCUUAGUCCAAGACGGUACUUUAACUAAAGGUCACUUUUACCGAAUCUCACGGAGUGUGUGCGUGUGUGCCUGCUCACUGGGAAACAAGUUCCAAUUCUAUAAAAAAAAAAAAAAAAAAAAAGAAGGGAAAAACAUGUUUUACAGCAAAAUCUCUUUUAUUUUUAAAGGUAAGGUUUUUUCGAAUUUUACCCUACAAGUAUAUUAUAGAUCCAAUGAAACGCCGAUCUUAUUGUCUGUUGAAAUACUCUGAUAUUGUGUAGGAUCAUCAUUCGUUGCUUGAACGCUAAGUAGAAAAGUCUUUCCAUGAAAGUGUUUAUAUAUAUUCUUAUACAAUGGCUAACGACGGUGCUGGAUGUUUGGCAGCACUUAAUACGCAUUUGUGCCAGUGUGUGUUCUAUGCUCUUGUAGCAUCCUGUGUAAAGGGAUCUAACAAAUGAAAUAUCGAACAGAAGUAGGGGUCGGCGGUCGGCCAUUUUAGCUCUCUGCGAUUCGAAUUGGUAAUCCUUUUCCGCCCAAAACUGGUACCCACGUUUCUACACAUUACAUAGAUUUGUCGUAUAAUGGAAUGUCGUGUAAGUUGCCACCGGUGUAACCAUAUGUUGUUGAUUGAAUUGUUCGAAGGCACUUGACGACAAACGCCGAUAUGCCUCAUCUAAUCGGUUACAUAUUUACGGUUUAUAAUUUUAUUAACUGCCAACUGCGGCAUUAUAAAUCGGUUUUUUGGGAAUAAUGGUUCUGUUCCCUUCACAGAUAGAAUCAUCUUAUACGACGGUUUUGAAUAAUGUUUUGUUGUUUUUUCUUUUAUUACUUGUGUUAAUUUAAAUUACGGACAUGAUUACAAGUUAUGUUUGCUAUUUUACUCGUAUGAAAAAUAAUGGCCGCCCUGAUUUGAAAAUUUCCUAUUUAAAGGCUCUCCGUGACACUUCGGAUAUCUCUAGACUAUAGGAAAACAGUUGGGGUAAGAAGUAAUGAAGCCAGUUGUGCCAAGACAAUUAAGGACUCUUUAUAAAUACUGACAAAGGUAAACACGGGAUCCCCAUAACACCCUGAUGAGCUUCUGUGUUCACUGUACCGGCAGUUAGUUAUUGGGCAAAAUUUGUUUUCCACAAACCCAAAUCAAAAACGGUGAUUCAAAAAAUCUCUAUGUCUAAGGAUAGAAAAUAACCGAGUAGCUGCUACGUUGCUUAAUAGGAUCCACCGGGAAACGCUGAAAGGAAACGUGUCAAUGUCACUUAUGAAAAUUAGAAGCAUCGACAGGCACGAUGACAAAAUACGCGAGCCGCAUACACCGAACAAAGCAGCGAUCGAUAUGGUUUUUCCGAGUCGAGUUAGAUUUAUUGAAAAUGCAGAAGAUUCAUUUCAGGAUAGAAUUAUAUUUAGGAUCUGUUAGAAGUUCGGUCGAAGCGCAUACAUCCACAUAACGGUCAAUACAACACACGACACAUUGUCUCUAUAGCUAUAGCUAUAGCUACUGUGCCAUGUCAUUAUCACGGGUAAACCUGAACCCGAAACGUAUUGCUCAUGAACGUACAACAUCAGGCGGAAAUGUUAUUUGUUGACAACAAAAUUUUAUGUUUGUUUCAAUGUGACUAUCUGUAAAGUGUAUGCUCACUAACAGUACGUAUUUCUGAGGACCGCCUCAGACAAUCCUCGCAAGCUUCUCUCUGUUAAAGCAAAGCGACCACAACGAAAUAAAGAAAACAAAAAAAGGGUAACCUUGAAUCGUAUGUCUGAGGUUGGCGCACAAAAUUCAAUCAAACAGUUUCAUAAUUUCGUCACAAGUUCAAGUUAUAUUUUUAAUUAGGCUGUAUUC